Molecule: messenger RNA, 1497 nt
Organism: Coffea arabica (coffee)
Lineage: Eukaryota; Viridiplantae; Streptophyta; Magnoliopsida; Gentianales; Rubiaceae
Product: disease resistance protein At4g27190-like
Molecular function (GO): protein binding; ADP binding
Source: RefSeq, a predicted model, not a curated record
AUGAAAAGAAAAGCUGAAGCUGUCACUUUCGGAGCAAGUAAACCAACUGCAAAUGAGAACGUUGUCCUGCAAAAGAAAACCGUUGGUGAGAUCAUUGCUCAGCAGAGAGGAUUGGAUGACAACUGCGCAAUCAUAGGAAUGUACGGGAUGGGGGGCAUAGGUAAGACGACUCAGGCAAAGGAAAUUGGUAGCAUGGCUGAAACUAGUGGCCUUUUCAAUAAGGUGAUUUUUGCUGUUGUUUCGCGAAAUUUAGAUGUGAGAAAAAUUCAAGGUCGAAUUGGGGAUAUGUUAGGUCUAUAUUUCCAAGAGGAGAGUGAAAUGGGAAGAGCUGGUCGGCUCUUUGAAAGGCUAACUACCCAGGAAAGAAUCCUGCUUGUAUUGGAUGAUGUUUGGAAUUUUGUUAAUUUCAAAGAAAUUGGAAUUCCUGUCACUUUUGAGGGCAAGGGUUGUAAGAUUAUGAUUACUACUCGUCAAAGAAAUCUUUGCAGCACUAUGGGGCUCAGAAAAACAAAGGAAAUUCCAUUGAGACUCUUGUCAGAUGAAGAAUCCUGGAACCUGUUUAAAAGUAAUGCAGGGUCAUUGGCUGAUACAUUUUCUCCCCAACAAGAUGAUGUCGCCAUGAAGGUUGCUAGAGAAUGUUGUGGGCUCCCAUUGGCACUUGUAACGGUUGGGAGAGCACUAAGAAACAAAGAUCUGGAGCUUUGGAGAGCUGCACUUCAGCAACUGAAGAAGUCCAAACCCUUGAACAUCAACUACAAUGAAAAAGACAUUUUCUCAUGCCUAAAGUUGAGCUAUGAUCAGCUGCAAAGUGAGGAAGCUAAAGAAUGUUUUCUAUUGUGUUGCUUGUUUCCUGAAGAUCAUGAUAUAAAAAUUGAAGACAUAGCUAGAUAUGCACUCGGAAAAGGAAUGUUUACAGAUGUAGAGACAAUGGAGGAAGCAAGAAGAGAAACACGAUGGAUAAUCAGAAACCUUACUGACUGUUGCUUGCUUCUGGACAGCAGUACGGCAGAUUCUGUAAGAAUGCAUGAUAUGGUUCGUGACUUUGCCAUAUCAAUGGCAUCUACAGGGGAACAUGGUUUCGUCAUAAAAGCAGGUCUUGGCUUGAAGGAGUGGCCAAAUCAGGAGACUCUUGAACGCAAUGCAGUAAUCAUUUCUCUCAUGACUAAUCAUAUUCAGUCACUUCCUGAUUGCCUAAUUUGUCCCAAGCUCGAAAUUUUGUUGUUGGCAGAGAAUGAGGUUUUUGAGGUAAUACCAGAGGGAUUCUUUCUAGGGAUGCCAACGCUCAGGGUGCUGGAUUUAAGUGAAAAAAUUGGUGCUCGCUCUCUAAAUCGCUAUUUUGAACCAGACAAAUGGACCUCAAUGCCGUCCAGUUCCUUCAAACUUCCCUCCUCGUUUGAAGCCUUGGUGAACCUUCGGACUUUGCAUUUAAAUCACUGCAAGUUGGAUGAUGUAGCAGUCCUUGGAAAAUUAAAAAGACUUGAGGUUCUAAGCUUCUAA